Cavia porcellus (domestic guinea pig) is the source of this 2850-nucleotide messenger RNA. It is a transcript of the gene Tpcn2, whose product is annotated as two pore segment channel 2. Gene Ontology annotation, molecular function: voltage-gated channel activity; ligand-gated sodium channel activity; intracellularly phosphatidylinositol-3,5-bisphosphate-gated monatomic cation channel activity. The transcript is spliced from 25 exons. Gene Ontology annotation, cellular component: lysosomal membrane. The record is from RefSeq and is a predicted model, not a curated record. Bases 75 to 2336 code for a protein of 753 amino acids. NCBI's taxonomy places the organism in Eukaryota, Metazoa, Chordata, Mammalia, Rodentia, Caviidae. Gene Ontology annotation, biological process: transmembrane transport; monoatomic ion transport; calcium-mediated signaling.
GUCGCGCGCCUGCGCAGUGGAGCAGUGGACCCGCAGUGGAGGCUUGCCGGUCGCGUGCCGCUGCCGGCCACCUGAUGGCGGAGUCCCAGGACGAGUCGGAGCCCCUUCUGGGCCGGGCCCGCGGGAGCAGCGGCCGCGACUCCCCGCCGCGUGGGCUGCUUACUUGCAGUAGCGUCCAAGUCGGCCCCGGUGCUGUGGCCUUGCAGGAUCUCUGCAUCAACCAAGCUGUGGUCUUCAUUGAAGAUGCUGUUCAGUACCGCUCCAUCUACCACCGAAUGGAUGCCCGCUCGAUGUGGCUCUACCGAUGGUAUUACUCAAACCUGUGCCAACGGACUCUGAGCUUUACUAUCUUCUUGAUCCUGUUUUUGGCUUUUUUCGAGACCCCGUCCUCACUCACGAGGACUGCAGACGUGCGCUAUCGCUCCCUGCCAUGGGAGCCACCCUGCGGCCUCACGGAGGCUGUGGAGCUGCUCUGCCUGCUGGUCUUUGCAGCUGACGUCUCUGUGAAGGGCUAUCUGGUCGGGUGGUCCCAGUUCCAGAAGAACCUGUGGUUGCUGGCCUACCUCACGGUGCUGGCUGUGUCCCUGGUGGACUGGACUGUGUCCCUGAGUCUCCUUUGCCAGGAGCCGCUGCGCAUGCGCCGCCUCCUGCGCCCCUUCUUCCUGCUGCAGAACUCCUCCAUGAUGAAGAAGACCUUGAAGUGCAUCCGGUGGUCACUGCCGGACAUGGCCAGUGUCGGGCUGCUGCUGGCCAUUCACCUGUGCCUCUUCACCAUGCUCGGGAUGCUGCUCUUCACCGUCGGCGAGAAGCAGGAUGCAGAACUGAACAGGGAGAGACUGACCUACUUCCGGAGCCUGCCGGAGGCUCUGACCUCCCUCCUGGUGCUGCUGACCACUGCCAACAACCCUGACGUGAUGAUUCCUGCGUAUUCCAAGAACCGGGCCUACGCCAUCUUCUUCAUAGUCUUCACCCUGAUAGGAAGCCUGUUCCUCAUGAACCUGCUCACCGCCAUCAUCUACAACCAGUUCCGAGGCUACCUGAUGAAAUCUCUGCAGACCUCGCUGUUCCGGCGGCGCCUGGGCACCCGUGCUGCCUAUGAGGUCCUCUCCUCCAUGCAGGCGGGAGCCGCUCCUGAGACAGCUGGAGUGCGGCCUCACACCUUACUGCAGGUGCUCCAGAAAGUGCAGAUGAGCGGUUCUCACAAACAGGCCAUCAUGGAGAAAGUGCGAUCCUACAAUGAUGUCCUGCUGUCAGCUGACGAAUUCCAGAAACUCUUCGAUGAACUUGACAAAAGUGUGAUUAAAGAGCACCCGCCGAGGCCCCAGUACCAGUCUCCGUUUCUCCAGACCGCCCAGUUCCUCUUCAGCCACCGCUACUUUGACUACCUGGGGAACGGCAUCGCCCUGAGCAACCUUGUGUCCAUUUGCGUGUUCCUGGUGCUGGACGCUGAUGUGCUGCCCAGGAACCGUGAUGACUUUGUCCUGGGGAUCCUGGACUGCAUCUUUAUCCUGUACUACGUGCUGGAGCUGCUGCUCAAGGUCUUCGCUUUGGGCCCGAGGGGCUACCUGUCCUACCCCAGCAACGUGUGUGAUGGCCUGCUCACCUCCAUCUUGCUGGUUUUGGAGAUCUCUACUCUGGCUGUGUACGGAUUCCCACAUCCACACUGGAAGCCAGAGACACUGGGGCUGCUGUCUCUGUGGGACAUGACGCGACUGGUGAACAUGCUCAUUGUCUUCCGCUUCCUGCGCAUCAUACCCAACAUGAAGCCCAUGGCCAUGGUGGUCAGUACCAUCCUGGGCCUGAUCCAGAACUUGCGGGCCUUCGGUGGGAUCCUGGUGGUGGUGUACUACGUGUUUGCCAUCGUCGGGAUCAGCCUGUUCCGAGGUACCAUCGUGGCUCCUUUCGGAAACAGCAGCCUGGCCCCUGCCAAUGGCUCUGUAUCCUGUGGGAGCUUCGAGCAGCUGGAGUACUGGGCCAACAACUUCGAUGACUUUGCGGCUGCCCUGGUCACUCUGUGGAACGUGAUGGUGGUGAACAACUGGCAGGUGAUCCUGGACGCGUAUGCACGCUACGUGGGCCCGUGGUCCAAGGUCUACUUCGUGCUGUGGUGGCUAGUGUCAUCCGUCAUCUGGGUCAACCUCUUUCUGGCUCUGCUCCUGGAGAACUUCCUCCACAGGUGGGACCCCCAGAAUCAUGAGCAGCCCUCCGCGGGGACCCCAGAGGCUGUCUACCUGGUGUCGGAGGAGCUCAUGUUCAGGGACAUCUUGGAGGAGCCUGGGGACGAGGAGCUGACGGACAAGCUGCGUUGUCACCCCCACCUGUGGCUGUGCAGGUGACAUCCAGGUGGCCUUUGCGCCUGGGGCCGAUGCGUCAUGGAAUAGGCAGGGGCAACCAUGCCUUUGACAGACCACGUCUCGGGACAGGUGGAGGUGGGGCGAGGACGGUCCGGGUUCUGCCCUGCCACGGUCCAGCCCUGAGCUGUGCUGCUGUCUCCUCCAAGCUGCUUUCGGGAGCUGAGAUGGUCACUUCCCUAAAGAGAUGGUGACUUCACAGGGACCUUGAAGACAGCUGGCAAGGAGGGAGUAGAGGCCUUCCCCUCGGGCCCUGCAGCCUCCAUGGUGCCUUAGCUGCUGGUGGCCUUCGGGGCCGGAACCCUGCACAGGGCCUGCACAGGGUAACUCCCAGAUUCCAGGCUGAAGUGGGGAUGCUGGGUGUUUCACACGAAGGGAAUGUUGACUAUUUUAUUAUUUCAUGGAUUGUGUGUGUGUGAUUGGGUGUGUUUAUGGGUCCAAAUGCCACUUCUUUUCACCACUAAGUUUUGUAAACAAGGAGAUUGUUAUUCUGACUUCA